UAAAAAGUACAAAUGUCAUUUUGAAAUAGUGUUCUGUAUCUUAGUCAUCUACCUCUGUCUGUUUUCCAAGUGCAUUUGGUUGCUUUUGUGUGGUGAUGGAGAACACUAACAAUGCUCAUACCCUGCUAUGGUGCUGGUACACCUUAUGUGAGCAAGACAGACCGCUUUGUGUCUGCUGUGGCUAGAGCCCUUCCCACAGGCUGCCGGCAUUGCUUCUCUGGUUCCACUUGGAUUGCCUAGAGUGUACCACAGCUUCUGGGGUCAGCUUCUGUGUGUUCUUUCCUUUAGAAAGUAAAACCCUGUGGUUUGUUUGGGUCUCUCACUUGUAGGGCACAUUCAUUCUAAAUCGGAUUCAUUUUACAUCUAGAUAGCAUUUUAUUUUGCAAAGAGCCACGUUGGAAAGCAAGCCCAGAGGCUUCAAACCAGCAUCUUUGCUAACAAAGUAGAGUUCUAAGACUAGGAACACAUAUUACCAGAGAAUCACUUUGCAAAACACAUGUUUAAAUUACAAUUCCUAUUCUUCACAAUCAUAAAUAUACUUUAUAGCACCCUAGUUACAGUAUAGAACCAAAUAGCAACUAGCUGCACAUGCUAAUAAAAACAUGUGGGUUGGUCUCACUGAAAACUUGAAAGAAUAAACCUAUCUUUACAAGGUAGCAAACCAUAUAAUUUGCUCUAAAUCAAGGAAGAGCCUAGUGAAGAAAGGCAUUAGUAUGUGUUUAGCAAAGGUAUAUGUACUGCCUUAGUAGAUAAGGCUGGAUUUUAAAUUGACACUUAAAAACUACAGAUUCCCCAAAAGGCUUUGGGGUUUUUGUUUGUUUUGUUUUGAUGUUGUUCUGUUCAAGUCUAGUACCCUGAACCUUGAGUGCAAAGUAAUUGUGUGUGUGUGUCUGACUGUCUGACUCAGCUUUGAGGUGGCUGCACUUCUUCCCUUUAAAAUUUUUCUUUUAUCUUUACUGUCUUUGUUUCCUUUGCUCUGUUACAAUUUUGAACUAACAAGAACACUUUCUGUUCCUUCCUAUAGUUAAUUUAGAUAACAGCCCUUAAGAAACAUGAUACCACAAUUGUGUGUUUUUAUUACUGGAUGGGGUUUUGGGUUGGGUGGUGGUGGUGGGUAGAUACGAUUUGUGUGGAAGCCCUUACCUCCCACUCUAGAUGAGACAGUUGCUACUUUGCUGCACAAUUGGCUGUUGUCAUUUUACCAGGGACCUUUCACUCUGAUCUCUCCUUCCCUCCCCACCAGGAAAGAAUACCAUACUUAAGUCACACUGCCUCCAAGACCUCUGGUGCUCUGACAGUCUUCCUUAGCACAGCUCUGCCAGACCCAAUCCCUUUUGUUAAACCUUCCCUUGAUGAUCACAUGGGGCAGCAGGGAUUACAGAUCUAUGGGGGAUAGCAAGAAACAUUUGAGUGAAUGUUGUUGAAGAUUUUCAGUAGUAUAGAAAAUGAUGGCGCUCUUGUGAUAUUUGUAAGUACAAGCAAGGAUUUGGCACAGACAUCCUAUUUCAUGGCUACCAACAGUUUGCAUCUUACGACCUUCUGUCUUCAGUACAAACCCACAGUGAUAGCAUGUGUAUGCAUUCAUUUGGCUUGCAAAUGGUCCAAUUGGGAGAUUCCUGUGUCAACGGAUGGAAAGCACUGGUGGGAGUAUGUGGACCCUACAGUUACCCUAGAGCUGCUAGAUGAGCUAACACAUGAGUUUCUACAAAUAUUGGAGAAAACGCCUAGUAGGUUGAAGAGGAUUCGAAACUGGAGGGCUAUGGCUAAGAAACCAAAAGUCGAUGGACAAGUAUCAGAGACACCACUGCUUGGUUCUUCUUUGGUCCAGAAUUCCAUUUUAGUAGACAGUGUCACUGGUGUGCCUGCCAACCCAAGCUUUCAGAAGCCAUCAACGUCAACGUUCCCUGCUCCACUACCUCUAACUUCAGGAAGUACUUCUGUUCAAGAUGGCCGUGCAUCUGAUACUGGAUCAGUGCUCGCAGGGAUGCCUAGUUCCUCAUACACUGUGUCAUCACACCAAGAGUGGCCUCACCAUCCAGACUCAGCCAGGACAGACCCGGUAUACACACAGAAGCAGGAGGCCACUCUCUCUGGGAGCCAGUACCUAAGCUUCCAGCAGGGACCUUCAAUGGCACUGCAUUCCGGAUUACAUCACAGGCCGGACAAAGUUGCUGAUCAUUCGUCAGCUAAGCAAGAAUAUACUCACAAAGGUGGGAGCAGCAAACACCAUGGCCCCAUACCUGCUACUCCUGGAGUGGUUCCUCAGAAAAUGUCUUUAGAUAAGUACAGAGAGAAGCGGAAGCUGGAAACCCUUGACCUGGACUCGAGGGAUCACUAUAUGGCUGCCCAUGCAGAGCAGCAGCACAAACAUGGGCCAGCUCAGGCAGUCGCAGGCACUUCUGUCACUUCUCCCAUCAAAAUGAAGCUUCCCCUCACCAACUCCGACAAGCCUGAGAAACACUUGGCAGAGAAAAGGGAGAGGAGUGGAUCACUGAAGCUGCGGAUCCCCAUCCCACCGCCUGAUAAAGGUCCCAGCAAGGAGGAGCUGAAGAUGAAAAUCAAAGUGUCGUCCUCUGAGAGACACAGCUCUUCUGAUGAAGGCAGUGGGAAGAGCAAGCACUCGAGCCCACACAUCAGCAGAGACCACAAGGAAAAGCACAAGGAGCACCCGGCCAACCGCCACCACAGCAGCCACAAGCAUUUGCACAUGCACAGCAGCGGAGGCAGCAAGCAUGCUGACGGCAUGCCACCCACUGUGCUGAGGAGUCCUGUGGGCCUGGGCCCUGAAGGCAUCUCCUCCGGCCCCAGUGCAAGGAAGAAGCUGCAUAUCAACGAUGCCUCCCACAACCACCACUCCAAAAUGAGCAAAAGUUCCAAAAGUUCAGGUAGUUCAUCUAGUUCUUCCUCUGUUAAGCAGUAUCUAUCCUCUCACAGCUCUGUUUUUAACCAUCCCUUACCCCCUCCUCCCCCUGUCACAUACCAGGUGGGCUACGGACAUCUCAGCACCCUCGUGAAACUGGACAAGAAACCAGUGGAGCCCCACGGUCCUGAGGCCAAUCACGAGUACAGUACAAGCAGCCAGCAUAUGGACUACAAAGACACAUUCGACAUGCUGGACUCGCUGCUAAGUGCCCAAGGAAUGAAUAUGUAACCCUUUGUUUAGGUCAACUUUUCCUUUCCUUUUUAAUUUAAAAAUGGUUGGAAUGGAAAAUGCCCUCCUGGUCCAGCGGUGGUGCCACUGCUUCCGUAUUUGUAAGUGCUGCUUUGUUCUUCAUUCUGAAAGAAGAGAUGAUAGUAAACAAGCCUAUCUCCACAUACAUAGUGCUACCAGGACUGUAAGCCGCUUGGAAGACGCAGCUGGGAACAUUAGGGUGAAUGGCUGGCUGCUGCUAGGAACCCAAGCUGCCUCAAGCCUCUGUUGUUUAGGAUUCGAGUAUCGUAGCUGGUUUUUUGUUGUUGCUUGGCUUUGAAUGAGUGUCAAUUGUUUUCUUUUGUGUAUUUAUACUUGUAUGUAUGGUUUGCAUGUCUCAGUGAUAAAGGGAUAACAGUACACUGACAACUGUUUACAAGAAAGUGGAGAAAAAUGUACAUACAUUUUUGUAUGUUUAGAUAUUACCAUAAAUACUCAGGAUCGGAGCUGCUUGUAAGUAUAACAAUAGACAGAAUAACUUUAUUUUCUCUCGUCAGAGUCCAUCACUAAUCUAAAACACAAGUGGCACUUUUUUAUGUUAACCUUAAACUCUAGGCCUUACUGAAAGCCGCUGAGGGGACACUUCACUACUAGACGGGAAUGUGGUGCCACGGGUGGUCCUUAACACUGGGAAGCACUCAGUUUGCCCUCAGAGAUUCUGACCAGAGUGGCUGCAGAAUCAGCCACUGAUUUCUGAAGGCUUGAAGAGGAAAAAAAAAAAAAAUAAAGUUUACAUACUCUUGAUGUGAAGUGCAUUUAAAUGUUUGCCGGCUUGUUGCAGUGCUGUAGAAAAGCAGCUACUAAUGUGUGUGAGGAUGGCUGACUUCACUCACAGCCGCCCUCAGUGAAGGUCAGUCCAUUUCUGCAAGAACGCUGACACUACAGGUUCUGGGUGAGCAGGGGUCACGUUUCCUUUAGCAUUUGCAGUGACACCAUAGUCUUGAAUAUAUAUUACUCUUCCCCUGGGGAGAGAGAGUAUGAGAGAGCGAGAGCGUGAGUGUGCGUGCGUGCGUGCGUGCGUGCGUGCGUGCGUGUAUGUGUGUGUGUGUGUGUGUGUGUGUGUGUGUGUGUGUCUGUGAGAGAGAGAGAGAUACCAUAUUUCUUUUUCAGGUAAAUGCAGUCUUCCUUAUAAAAAUGAAAUUAAACCUAUGCUCUCUUGAUUCUUUUAUAUUCUAACAAUAAAUAAAAAAGAAAAGAUUGCUGACUGUGCAUUGUACCUGUAUUUAUAGCUUAUGGUCAUUAUCAGGAAAAUGUAAGAAAAAAGGCCAACCUCCGGCAAGCCACUGCUGGGGGUUUUACAUUGGUUUGCACGUCUUAGUAGGUUCUCAUUGAGGUAAUGCUUGCACUGUCACCUGACGCCUGGUCAGGAGAUAGACUGACUGACUUGUCUAACUUUUGGUGUAAGCACCAAUAGUAUGGCUCUUGUCUCUUGCCUAAUCUUGAAUUUAUUUCUGUGGUAAGUCUUCGCUGUUGAGUCUCUUAAGAUGGGUCGGAUUCAACUUGUAUUGAAUCACAAGUUUUCCUUUGUAUAUGAAAUGUUUUGUUAUAAAGCCACUGAUCUGUGCACAAUUGUAAUUUUAUUCAAGUAUGUUGUGGUUGUAAAUAUUAGAGUUGAGCCUUGUACUCUACUUUUAUUUAGCAGUUAUCUAAUUUGCCAGUAGCUAUUUGUUUGUUUGUUUGUUUUAAAGAAAAUUGUUGAUUAUUUUGUCAAUGUUAUUUGAACCUGGGAUGUCAGGAGCUUCUUUGUGGAAACUCAGCCAAGCAGGCUAGUGUCACUCUGUUCUUGUCUUGCAUUGGUAAUCUUUGUCACUCUGAUUUUUGUUGCUAUGUGGUAUACAUUGUAUCAUACACAUGAUUUUGAUACAGUUUGGUUUUACCGUGGUACAAUUCCAAGAACUAGCAUAGAAUUUAAACAGAGUACAAGGUGAGGGAGGGAAGGGUUUUGUUCUUGGUGAUUUAGAUGUGAAACCUCAACAGAGCAUCAUGUGAACUGACACGAGGUGUUGUGCUACUGUAUCAUUGGGAGUGAUGCCAGGAAUUCUAAUCCGCCUUUGUAAAGAGUAUCCAGAGAAGUAGUGAACUUAAUUUCAGUAUGACAUAGAAAACAAUGUGAAUAUUUAAGGUCUGGGGCUCUAGUUAAACUUCACUAAGGGUUUUCAGAAAUGUGUUGUUUUUCGUUUGUUUUUGUUUUUUUGUUGUUUUGGUUUUUUUAGCUAUGGGAAUAAAGGUAAUUUUGUUGAAUCUUUAUUGGUGCUAAUGAUGGACAGUUAAACAGAUAGUGUAUAUGCCGUGGAUCAGUACACCUAGUGCUUCCAGAACGGACUCUGAAAUGCUGUGUGUUCACUUUCACUCUGUAAAUGUAAUUCUUUACAAUGACUAUUUAUUAAAGGGCAGUCAGUUGUGAUUUUUACAGGAUUGUGUGAACUGUUCAAACUCUUCAACCUCAGAACAAGAUGCUAAAACCACAAUGGGGGAUAAUUUGUGACUCCUUGUUUCCUUUCCACUAAGGAAAACCCUCAUAAUUCAUAUCACCAUGAAUUUGCUUGAAAGAUCUUGUUUGCAUAACAUAGUUCUUUGCAUGGUCCCAUUAGACUCUACCAAAGAAAAAAGACUCAAUAAAUGGACAUUCUAUUGCGAGUCUUGUAAGUAGCCAUAAAUAACCAAAAUAGUAUCGAAUUUAGAUGUGAAAUUUCACAUGUGCAUAGUACUGUUAAGGUGAUACAUUUUUGAUGAGUUUUUAAUACUUGAAAAUAAUUAAAAAGCAUUAUCUUUACAUCAUCCCAUAACAGAGUGAUUCAUUCUUAGGGUGUGUUUCCCUAGGUUUUCAACCUUUUUGCAAAAAACAUUGUUAUCAGAGGCUUCCUGUCUACCUCUCUCAGCUAAUUUUCUAAAAUCAAGAUGAGCUUCCUAAAUAUUUGCCUUAGCUACUAACACAAGCUGUCUUCAGAACCAAAGCAAAGGAGUGUUUAUUUGUGGGAGCCAUCUUGGAGGCCUGCAUUACAAACUCGGUGCCAGUGCCCACUGGUAGAGAAGGCCCCUCAUGUCCUCUAGUAGCAGGUAGCGGUAAAGGCAACAGUGCCAGUCGUGGGUACACUUUAAAGCGAUGGAUACUGGUGUUAGAGUCUUCAGCUUUAAAGAUGCCUUCCAUGGUAUUAGGUGUUGUUUUGUUAGGAACGUCAUGAGUACACACUUCGUGCCAAUAGUGAUUAUACAGAACUCCCAAACAUUUGGACCAAUCCGUUCCCUUUGAAGUAAAAAAUUGAACAGGUUAGAUUUGCUUUAGAGAACCAGUUUAAAAAGUUUGAUUAGUUACCAAAUACCUUGCCUUAAGAUGUUUCAAGUAUAUUUUCUUAGAAUUUAAAUUCUAAUUGUAUUCCUUAGCCAGCCUGAGGAAUAAGCCGCUGCCUAUAUGACGCAUGGGUGGAGCAUGAUUUAUUGGUUAGAGGAAGAAGACUCCUGAAUUAUGGAGAUGGCUCAUUUAGAUAACAUCUCGGAAAGAGACGAUUGUCUCUGGGAUCUUUGAGAUGAGACUCAGUCUUGCUCUAUAACAAGGUAAAGGGCUGACUUUUUAAAUCUCUCCUCCUGCCUCCACCCAUGCCUGGAUCAGUGAUUCUUAACUUACACUCAAUCUUAUAUAAGCAAAAAAGUACUUCAAACUUAAGACCUAAUUUGCCUGAAGAUUCUGAGGAUUUUUUUUUUCCUGAGAAAAUUCUGGAAGCUCUUAGUAGCUAAGGACCUUUGACUUCGUAUCUCUAGAUUCAGCAGUCCCCCCUCAGGAGCCUUUCCUGGGAGGCAGUAGGAUCCACUCACCACAUUUCCACAGGGGAAGAGUGAGCAGAGCCCCACAUAGGAGACCAGGAGUUGAUGGAAUUGGGCUUAAUUCUGUGCCUUUUGUUUUAUGGUAGGCAGAGUGCAUUCCUGUUUUUCCUCAGUACUUGUUGUUGAGACCAAGGGUGUGUAUGCACAGCUGUAGUACAAACCAACAGAUGGUUGGAGGGCAACUUUGACCAGGACAGAAGCCAAGUCCUGCUCACUGGAAACUUAGUCUGUGAUCUUGGUACUACAAGCUCUAAGUAUGUUCCAUUAUUUCAGUUUUUGAAUUGUGCCCAGCCAGCACUCUUUGCUUUGUGAGUCCCUUUUUCUGGUUUAUAAUUCACCAUUGAUCCUGCCUGGCAUAUUUCUUGAGGUAUGCUUCAUGGGUGGGAGCAGUUCUGUCUGUAUAAAGCUGACUUCAUCCUUCACUGCAAUUCAGUAAUGUCAAGUCAAUCCUGUGGACUCUGUGGUUUCUUUUGUUUCCAAGUUGGGAGAGGAAGCCUCACUUAGCCUCCAGCCAACGAGUUGAGUUAGUAGUGUGUAACUUGCUCCACCUGGUAGUAAGUAGCUCUCUUGAUUAGGAAAACGUCCCUGGAGUACCAUUUUGUUGUGAACGGUGGAAUUUGAACAUUCAAAACCCUUGUGGAUAAUUGAAUGAAACAAGAAAAUGUGUAUAUUGGCAUGAACUAGCCUUUGAAUUUCAUCUCAUUACAUAAGGAAUUAUUAAUAAAGUUUGUUUAUUGACCAAA
Molecule: messenger RNA, 7752 nt
Organism: Rattus norvegicus (Norway rat)
Lineage: Eukaryota; Metazoa; Chordata; Mammalia; Rodentia; Muridae
Gene: Ccnt2
Product: cyclin T2
Biological process (GO): skeletal muscle tissue development; positive regulation of transcription by RNA polymerase II; regulation of transcription by RNA polymerase II
Cellular component (GO): cyclin/CDK positive transcription elongation factor complex; nucleus; perinuclear region of cytoplasm
Molecular function (GO): chromatin binding; 7SK snRNA binding; RNA polymerase binding
Source: RefSeq, a predicted model, not a curated record